Punctularia strigosozonata HHB-11173 SS5 is the source of this 993-nucleotide messenger RNA. Its product is annotated as XAP5-domain-containing protein. The record is from RefSeq and is a predicted model, not a curated record. Gene Ontology annotation, biological process: chromatin organization. The transcript is spliced from 6 exons. Bases 1 to 957 code for a protein of 318 amino acids. Gene Ontology annotation, cellular component: nucleus. NCBI's taxonomy places the organism in Eukaryota, Fungi, Basidiomycota, Agaricomycetes, Corticiales, Punctulariaceae.
AUGUCCGACAACAAAGCUGAAGCCCGUCGCCAGGACGCGUUGGAGAAAGAACGCGACAAGAUGCGCGAGGAGUUCCAGCGCCAAAAGCAGCAACUCAUCAACGAGACCGAGAAGGCUCGACCGUCGUCGAGCCGAUUCGUUGGCCAGAAUGAUUCCAUGGAGGACUCUCUCAAGAAGCACACGGUCGGUCUUGUGCGGCUAGAGGACUUUCAGCAGCGGCGCAAGGAGAUUGAAGAAGCCAAAGCCAGAGAGGCGGCCAAGACGAACGAACUCAAAGAUGAGCAGAAAAAAGUGAAGAAGAGGAAGAAGGCUGGGAAGUCAACGUUGUCAUUCGCCCUGGACGACGAUGAAGGGGACGAACCGUUGCCGAAAGACAGCGACGCCGACAGUGCUCAACCUACGAAGCGCACUAAGCUCCGGAAGAACCCCCUGGCUGACACGUCUUUCCUUCCGGACCGUGAGCGCGAGGAGGCGGAGCGCCGGGAGCGAGAACGGCUGCGCCAGGAGUGGCUACGCAAACAGGAAGAACUCAAGAACGAGGACAUUGAGAUCGUGUACUCGUUCUGGGAUGGAAGCGGCCACCGAAAGAGCGUGAUGUGUAAGAAGGGGGACGAAAUCGGCACUUUCUUGGAGAAGGCACGCCAGCAAUUUCCGGAGCUUCGCUCUGUUAGCGCUGAUAACCUCAUGUACGUGAAGGAGGAUCUCAUUAUACCUCAUCACUACACAUUUUACGACUUCAUCAUCAACAAAGCUCGCGGAAAAUCUGGGCCUCUAUUCAAUUUCGACGUGCAUGACGAUGUCCGCAUGCUCGCCGACGCCACGGUUGAGAAGGACGAGUCUCAUGCCGGAAAGGUCGUGACUCGAAGUUACUAUCAGAGGAACAAACAUAUUUUCCCAGCCUCGCGAUGGGAGGUAUACGAUCCUGAGAAAGACUACGGAAAAUAUACCAUUGCAUGAGGGCCAAAUCCACUUUGUACAUAGCCCCUCUAUGAC